Messenger RNA from Ipomoea nil (Japanese morning glory), 1831 nucleotides. Its product is annotated as putative pentatricopeptide repeat-containing protein At1g02420. Lineage: Eukaryota; Viridiplantae; Streptophyta; Magnoliopsida; Solanales; Convolvulaceae. The record is from RefSeq and is a predicted model, not a curated record. The transcript is spliced from 3 exons. The coding region runs from base 113 to 1705 and encodes 530 amino acids. Gene Ontology annotation, molecular function: protein binding.
UCUCCGCCUAUUCCCUCGCGUUUCACUCCUGCGGCUGCGACCAACGCCUCUACUGCGUACUGCAAAAUGACAUCUCCUAGUUUGAACUAUAGUGGUAGUGCUACUGGAUUUAAUGCCCAAUUUGAUUCACCAGUUUAGGAUCUCUGAAAAAAACAUGAUGUUCUCACUCAAACCCACUUCAAUUUCUUCUUCAACUACGACGAGGAGAAUUAUAAGCAGCUAUUUUUGCCCUGUCGCAAUUUGGCGUCUCCUCCAUACUCACCCCUCAUCUCUCCAAAAUGACGAUGUAGAUGUAAUCUUUCGCAUCGUUACUACAUCAAGAACUCCAGAGGACAUGAAACAGUCCUUGAAAUCAUCUCAAAUUUCUAUCUCAAAUGAAUUGAUUGACGGAGUACUCAAAAGGGCAAGAUUCUCUCACUCGAACCCAUUGCCAGUCCUGGAGUUUUUCAAAUUUACUUCAAAGAGACGUGAGUUUUUCCAUACUGCUCUUUCUUAUGACACUAUGUUGUAUAUUCUGGGUAGAAACCGGAAAUUCGACGAAACAUGGCAAGUUUUAGCGGAAAUGAGGAGAAAGGACCAGUCUUUGAUUACUCCCAGAACUGUUCAAGUGGUUUUAGCUAGGGUGGCUAAGGUCUGUUCCGUCACGCAGACAGUUGAGUCGUUUUGGAAGUUCAAGAAACUUGUUCUCCACUUCGAUACCCAGUGUUUCAAUGCUUUGUUAAGGGCAUUGUGUCAGGAAAAGAGUAUGGUUGAUGCUAGGAAUGUGUACCAUAGCUUGAAGAGGGACUUCGAGCCUAAUUUGCAGACCUUUAACAUACUCUUGUCGGGUUGGAAAUCGUGUGAGGAGGCCGAGGGGUUUUUCGCAGAGAUGAGGGAAUUGAGUGUGGAGCCAGAUGUUGUUUCGUAUAAUUGUUUGGUUGAUGUUUAUUGUAAGGGGAGAGAGGUUGACAAGGCCUUCGAGGUUAUGAAGGAAAUGAGGAAGAGGGAUAUUGAUCCAGAUGUGAUAACUUAUACGAGUUUGAUUGGGGGUCUAGGGCUAGCAGGGCAACCCGAUAAGGCCAAGAAACUUUUGACCGAUAUGAGGGAGUGUGGAUGUUACCCUGAUGUUGCUGCUUAUAACGCUGCCAUUAGAAAUUUCUGUAUUGCGAAGAGGAUCGAGGAUGGAUUUAAGCUAGUGGAUGAGAUGGUAAAGCGGGGGUUGAGCCCAAAUCCGACUACUUAUAAUGUGUUCUUGAGAUCGUUUCAUUGGGCAAAUGAUUUGAAGCGUGCUUGGAGUUUGUAUGAGAGGAUGAAGAGGACCGGGUGCAUGCCCAACACGCAAUCAUGUAUGUUCUUGAUCAGGUUGAUUAGGAGGCAGGAGAAUGUGGAGAUGGCACUCGAGUUAUGGAAUGAUAUGGUGGAGAAAGGGUUUGGCUCGUAUACAUUGGUGUCUGAUGUUUUGUUCGAUUUGCUUUGCGAUUUGGGGAAGCUGAAAGAGGCGGAAAGGUGUUUCUUGCAAAUGUUGGAGGCGGGGCAUAAACCUAGUUUUGUUGCUUUUAGGAGGGUGAAGGUUCUUAUGGAAUUGGCUAAUAAGCACGAGGCGAUUCAAAACUUGUCGGACAAGAUGGCUGCUUUUGGUUCCGCAAUUAAACUCAGGCUUGAGAGCGAGACCAAGUUUGAAACAUCGGCUUCUGAUAAGUUUCUAGAAUCACAUACGAUGCGUUGAGGCAUUUUCCUCACCACAACCCCAAAAUGAAAGGAGAAAAUCAAAAUUUCUCUCCCACCUUAUAUGGAAUAUGUGUUUCCCAUGUUCAUGGAAAAUAAUCACUUUUCGAUUAACAAAUUGGCAUCA